AUGUGGGAGGAGGAUAGAAGCAUGUGGGAGGAGGAUAGAAGCAUGUGGGAGGAGGAUAGAAGCAUGUGGGAGGAGGAUAGAAGCAUGUGGGAGGAGGAUAGAAGCAUGUGGGAGGAGGAUAGAAGCAUGUGGGAGGAGGAUAGAAGCAUGUGGGAGGAGGAUAGAAGCAUGUGGGAGGAGGAUAGAAGCAUGUGGGAGGAGGAUAGAAGCAUGUGGGAGGAGGAUAGAAGCAUGUGGGAGGAGGAUAGAAGCAUGUGGGAGGAGGAUAGAAGCAUGUGGGAGGAGGAUAGAAGCAUGUGGGAGGAGGAUAGAAGCAUGUGGGAGGAGGACAGAAGCAUGUGGGAGGAGGACAGAAGCAUGUGGGAGGAGGACAGAAGCAUGUGGGAGGAGGACAGAAGCAUGUGGGAGGAGGACAGAAGCAUGUGGGAGGAGGACAGAAGCAUGUGGGAGGAGGACAGAAGCAUGUGGGAGGAGGACAGAAGCAUGUGGGAGGAGGACAGAAGCAUGUGGGAGGAGGACAGAAGCAUGUGGGAGGAGGACAGAAGCAUGUGGGAGGAGGACAGAAGCAUGUGGGAGGAGGACAGAAGCAUGUGGGAGGAGGACAGAAGCAUGUGGGAGGAGGACAGAAGCAUGUGGGAGGAGGACAGAAGCAUGUGGGAGGAGGACAGAAGCAUGUGGGAGGAGGACAGAAGCAUGUGGGAGGAGGACAGAAGCAUGUGGGAGGAGGACAGAAGCAUGUGGGAGGAGGACAGAAGCAUGUGGGAGGAGGACAGAAGCAUGUGGGAGGAGGACAGAAGCAUGUGGGAGGAGGACAGAAGCAUGUGGGAGGAGGACAGAAGCAUGUGGGAGGAGGACAGAAGCAUGUGGGAGGAGGACAGAAGCAUGUGGGAGGAGGACAGAAGCAUGUGGGAGGAGGACAGAAGCAUGUGGGAGGAGGACAGAAGCAUGUGGGAGGAGGACAGAAGCAUGUGGGAGGAGGACAGAAGCAUGUGGGAGGAGGACAGAAGCAUGUGGGAGGAGGAGCAGAAGCAUGUGGGAGGAGGACAGAAGCAUGUGGGAGGAGGACAGAAGCAUGUGGGAGGAGGACAGAAGCAUGUGGGAGGAGGACAGAAGCAUGACAGAAGCAUGUGGGAGGAGGAGAGAAGCAUGUGGGAGGAGGACAGAAGCAUGUGGGAGGAGGACAGAAGCAUGUGGGAGGAGGACAGAAGCAUGUGGGAGGAGGACAGAAGCAUGUGGGAGGAGGACAGAAGCAUGUGGGAGGAGGACAGAAGCAUGUGGGAGGAGGAGAGAAGCAUGUGGGAGGAGGACAGAAGCAUGUGGGAGGAGGACAGAAGCAUGUGGGAGGAGGACAGAAGCAUGUGGGAGGAGGAUAGAAGCAUGUGGGAGGAGGACAGAAGCAUGUGGGAGGAGGAUAGAAGCAUGUGGGAGGAGGAGAGAAGCAUGUGGGAGGAGGAUAGAAGCAUGUGGGAGGAGGAUAGAAGCAUGUGGGAGGAGGACAGAAGCAUGUGGGAGGAGGAUAGAAGCAUGUGGGAGGAGGAUAGAAGCAUGUGGGAGGAGGAUAGAAGCAUGUGGGAGGAGGACAGAAGCAUGUGGGAGGAGGAUAGAAGCAUGUGGGAGGAGGAUAGAAGCAUGUGGGAGGAGGACAGAAGCAUGUGGGAGGAGGAUAGAAGCAUGUGGGAGGAGGACAGAAGCAUGUGGGAGGAGGACAGAAGCAUGUGGGAGGAGGACAGAAGCAUGUGGGAGGAGGAGAGAAGCAUGUGGGAGGAGGAUAGAAGCAUGUGGGAGGAGGACAGAAGCAUGUGGGAGGAGGAUAGAAGCAUGUGGGAGGAGGAUAGAAGCAUGUGGGAGGAGGAUAGAAGCAUGUGGGAGGAGGAUAGAAGCAUGUGGGAGGAGGAUAGAAGCAUGUGGGAGGAGGAUAGAAGCAUGUGGGAGGAGGAUAGAAGCAUGUGGGAGGAGGAUAGAAGCAUGUGGGAGGAGGAUAGAAGCAUGUGGGAGGAGGAUAGAAGCAUGUGGGAGGAGGAUAGAAGCAUGUGGGAGGAGGAUAGAAGCAUGUGGGAGGAGGAUAGAAGCAUGUGGGAGGAGGACAGAAGCAUGUGGGAGGAGGAUAGAAGCAUGUGGGAGGAGGAUAGAAGCAUGUGGGAGGAGGAUAGAAGCAUGUGGGAGGAGGAUAGAAGCAUGUGGGAGGAGGAUAGAAGCAUGUGGGAGGAGGAUAGAAGCAUGUGGGAGGAGGACAGAAGCAUGUGGGAGGAGGAUAGAAGCAUGUGGGAGGAGGAUAGAAGCAUGUGGGAGGAGGACAGAAGCAUGUGGGAGGAGGAUAGAAGCAUGUGGGAGGAGGAUAGAAGCAUGUGGGAGGAGGAUAGAAGCAUGUGGGAGGAGGAUAGAAGCAUGUGGGAGGAGGAUAGAAGCAUGUGGGAGGAGGAUAGAAGCAUGUGGGAGGAGGAUAGAAGCAUGUGGGAGGAGGAUAGAAGCAUGUGGGAGGAGGAUAGAAGCAUGUGGGAGGAGGAUAGAAGCAUGUGGGAGGAGGAUAGAAGCAUGUGGGAGGAGGAUAGAAGCAUGUGGGAGGAGGAUAGAAGCAUGUGGGAGGAGGAUAGAAGCAUGUGGGAGGAGGACAGAAGCAUGUGGGAGGAGGAUAGAAGCAUGUGGGAGGAGGAUAGAAGCAUGUGGGAGGAGGAUAGAAGCAUGUGGGAGGAGGAUAGAAGCAUGUGGGAGGAGGAUAGAAGCAUGUGGGAGGAGGAUAGAAGCAUGUGGGAGGAGGAUAGAAGCAUGUGGGAGGAGGAUAGAAGCAUGUGGGAGGAGGAUAGAAGCAUGUGGGAGGAGGAUAGAAGCAUGUGGGAGGAGGAUAGAAGCAUGUGGGAGGAGGAUAGAAGCAUGUGGGAGGAGGAUAGAAGCAUGUGGGAGGAGGGAGGAUAG
Molecule: messenger RNA, 2910 nt
Organism: Closterium sp. Naga37s-1
Lineage: Eukaryota; Viridiplantae; Streptophyta; Zygnematophyceae; Desmidiales; Closteriaceae
Source: the annotation of a GenBank genome assembly